Messenger RNA from Zootoca vivipara (common lizard), 3647 nucleotides. RefSeq lists its product as uncharacterized. The record is from RefSeq and is a predicted model, not a curated record. Lineage: Eukaryota; Metazoa; Chordata; Lepidosauria; Squamata; Lacertidae.
ACUUCCAAAACAACCGAGGCGGCUCUAGGACCCAGAGAGCUCCGCCCGUUAACCCUUUCUCGUCUUACUUAGCAAAAAUUUAAGGCUUCGUUUGAAACGGAUCUGAGCGCCGAGCGCCUUUUUUUCCAACGCCGGGAAGCUCAUCAGCGGGAACAAAUGAAAGGGCAAUCGAGAGGAAAGUGCCUCUGAACACAGACAACGUGCUUUGCCAACGCCACUGCAUAACCACGGCCAAUUUCCCACACAUCUGGGAUCACCAGGGGGAAGGACUUCCCAGGUUGGCAUCAAGACAGCCUAAGGAGUUUUCCGCAGCUGAUAGGCUCUCCAGGUGGCAAAUUGGGUGUUGGGAACCCUAGUGAAAGGUCACAUAAACUCAGAAACUGAUUCAAAAAUGAGGAGGAAAAUGGCAGCCAAGCGGAAUAUGGUAGCCCAGUAUCUCCAGUGUCCGGCACCACUGGAGCAAAGAGUGCAGCCGCCGGUGAAAAUGGAGAAGGAGCCAGACCCAAUGGGUUCUGACGCACUGGGGAUAUCAGAGGGUUCAGUAAAAACCUACCGUAUUGUGCAGGUUGGGACAGCUGGAGGCGGCCUAAGGCUGGUAACACCUCAGCAGACCAGGAGCGAACGGCUGGAAACACCCCAGCGGUGGGAGAUUCAGGGGCAACAGGAGUUGCCAACUCCAGAUCUCACGCCAGUUCAGUCGCCGGCGUGGAGGAACCUACAAGUGCCAGAACUCACAUUGACUGAAGACGUUGAGACCUACCUGGCUACCUUUGAGGACGUGGCUGAGGCCUGCAAGUGGCCGAAGGAACAGUGGGUGAUGCGGCUCAUGCCCGCCCUCAACGGAGCCGCGCUCCAGGCCUACAAUAACUUGGAUCCCAGAGAGAGCGGGGAUUAUGGGAAAGUGAAGGCCGCCAUCUUGCGAGAGGAUGCCGUCAGUCUGGAGAGGCAGCGCCAGAACUUCAGGCACUUCCGCUACCAGGAGGCCGAGGGCCCUCGCGAGGUCUGCGCCCGCCUGCGGGGGCUCUGCCAUCGCUGGCUGGAGCCAGAAAGCCGCACCAAGGAGCAGAUUGUGGAGUUGUUGGUCCUGGAGCAGUUCCUCACCAUCCUGCCAGAGGAAAUGCAGGACUGGGUUCAGGAAUAUCGCCCCAAGACCUGCGUUCAGGCCGUGACCCUGGCAGAGCAUUUCCUGCUGAAGCAGCAGGAAGGCGAGAGGUGGGAUCAGCAGGUGCUGGGGCCUUUUGUACUCGAGGAGGCUGUGAGCUUCCCAGAAACUGAGCAAGUGCCCUUGGACACCAGGCAGACGACGCUUUGCAGAGAUGCCAAGGAGGAGAUGAACGAAAAUGCCACUUCAUUGGCAGGUGAAGAGAUCCAGACCAAAAACGAGGGGGGUUUUCUAAUACAGGAAAGUAUAAAGAAGCAAAGAAGCCGGAUGCUCCCCACCUUGCAGCCAGCCCAGUUUGCCUGCCAGAACGCCGACGGCCAGCAGCCUGCGAAUAAGCAAGACACGCUUUUCCCGUGCCCCGAAUGCGGGAAGAACUUCUCUCGCAAAUCCACCCUCACCAGGCACCGGAGGGUCCACACUGGGGUCAAGCCCCACCAGUGCACCGAAUGCGGGAAAAGGUUCCUGCACAAGUUCAACCUGGUGAACCACAUGAGAACCCACCUGCGGGAAGAAGCGAGCCGCUGUUCGCUUUGCGGGAAGAAUGCAAAGUGGAAUUCGGGCCAGGGGGGCCACGACAGGAAGGCUGGGUGUUGCGAAUGUGCGGAAAGCUUUGGGCUGCAGUUCAGUGCAGAGCAGAGCAUGCAGGAGAGAGAGGAGCCCUUCAGCUGACUUGAAGGCAAAGGCGGGAAUUGUAGCUGACUUGAAUGUAGAGAAUUUGUUUUUUAUUUUUAGGAAAUACUCUAAACCUAGGGGAUCUUUUAUUAUUAUUAUUAUUUUUGUCCUGGAACUCUUUAGAAGCAGGAACUGCCUUCUGGUGACGAGGUGGUUACCUUUAACAUAAUCGAAGCAAAGAAUGCCUUCCGCAGCUCAGAUGGGUUGUAUGUUUGUUUUCCUUUGGAUGUUUGUCAGUUUAUGGAGGGGAGCGGGGUGGAAGAAGGCAAAGAAGCCCCAACCUGCAUUUACUGUACAGUGGGAAAUAUUUGCUCCUCCUAAUGCCGUUGUGAAUGAGAGCAAAGAUGGACAAGGAUCCCUGUUGUGUCAGUUGCACGGGACCUACAUGCGGAACUAGUAAAAACUACACACAAAUGCAAUGUGAUUGAACGGCAUAUCAUCCAUACAUGCUUUUCAGCUGACAGAGUAGCUGUUUGAAUGUUGAAAUCUGAGCAGUGAAAAGAUAAGCUUCACCCUCAAAACUUAUUAUCAUAAAUAGGAAUGCAAGCUCAAAGAAUCUGUAUUGGAUGACCUGAAAACCCAUGGGGGUGAAUGCCAUCCAAUCAUAUUUUGGCUAAUGACAUAACAUUCUGUUAGUUUGGAGCAGACUCCUGGUAAUGUGUCACCUCAAAGGCCUUCAAACCACUUCCUCCUUCAUGGUGGUCUUUAACAAAACAUACUCACUAUUGCAACGUGGAGGAGAUCUGUUCUACUGACUUUCAACUUUUCUUUGUGUUUAUUUUUUCAAAGCCUCCCAAUUUAGAAGUGGAGCAAUUCAUAAAGAAUAUUUGUUGUCCAUUCAAAGUUCUCUGUUUACUGUUUGUGGCAGGAGAUCUCCCUCUUCCACUAGUUCUCUCCCUGCCCAAUUAAUUUACUUUUACUACUUCUUUUUUUACUUUUAAGAAUUAAAAGAGUCUACAUAGUUUCACAUGCCGAAGGGGAACCUUGGACUCGUGUCUUCCCCCUCAAAUAACAGCUUUCCAUACCACUAAAGCAUUUCAGAAGUAGUUUGUGAUAAGAAAUGGGAGGUCUGGUAUUCAAAAGGGGGGGGGGGUAAAAUCCUACUGUGUAUGGCUAACGUAGCUUUUGGAACUCUGCCUCCGUUUAUUUGUACAAGCCUGUCAAAAUACGUUUCAGUAUUUCAAGCCUUUCUAACACUACCAGUUUUAACCCCUGUAACACUGUUGAUACACCAAAAUUGCAUGUUUGGAAACCUGCAAUGGUUAUAGCUGCAUAUGUAAAUUUUAGGAUUUUUUUAAAAAAAGAGAAAGAAAGGAAUUGUUUUCAUAAAAAUUUUUAUUAAAGCUUUAUUUUUGUGUAGUUUGCACAUUAAAAAAGUUUAAUGUUGUAAUAAUAAUGUUUAAUUCUACAUAUCCUGCUUAACAUGGCUACAACCAUCCUUCAGUUGUUACCUCUUAGUUUAUAACCCAUGGACAAUGAAUAGAAACUGUGUUAUAUAAUUGUUGUUGUAAAAAGAGCUCACAAAGCAGAAGACAGACUCCCAAUUCUGUAUACACUUACUGGUAACGUACCUAGAAAAAUGCUCUGCUCAACUUACUGGGCAGGGACUUCAGUAUAAGUUUACAUGCAUAUAGAAUUUCACUGUACGGGGCCCAGCUGCCAAAGUGUUUUAAGAAUAGAAAUAUUGAGAUAAUUACCAAAUCUUCCUCCUUAAUAAUGCUCUGUUUUAUUUUAAAGUCUCCUGUCAGUGUUAUAGAAGGGAUUUUUUUAAACAAAUAACAAACGCCUUUCUCAAAGGACUCUGCACAUUUGA